Molecule: messenger RNA, 994 nt
Organism: Rattus norvegicus (Norway rat)
Lineage: Eukaryota; Metazoa; Chordata; Mammalia; Rodentia; Muridae
Source: RefSeq, a predicted model, not a curated record
AUGGGUACCGAGGUAUCCCCCAAACUUUCAAUAAUGAUGGAGAAAGAGAAACAUAGCACAGGGCUGAAUCUCUCUCUUUCCACCAACCACCAGGUAAGACAUAGAAGUGGGCAAGGGACGAUGAACCUGAUGAACUGGGAGUGCACUAUCCCUGGAAAGAAGGGGACUCCGUGGGAAGGAGGCUUGUUCAAGCUACGGAUGCUUUUCAAAGAUGACUAUCCGUCCUCACCACCAAAAUGUAAAUUUGAGCCAUCACUGUUUCAUCCAAACGUGUAUCCUUCUGGCACAGUGUGCCUGUCCAUCCUGGAGGAAGACAAGGACUGGCGGCCAGCUAUCACGAUCAAACAGAUCUUAUUAGGAAUACAAGAACUUCUAAAUGAACCAAAUAUUCAAGACCCAGCUCAAGCAGAGGCCUAUACAAUUUACUGCCAAAACAGAGUGGAAUAUGAGAAAAGGGUUAGAGCACAAGCGAAGAAGUUUGCCCCCUCAUAAGCAGCGGCCCCGGGCUCCAUGACGAGGAAGGGAUUGGCUUGGCAAGAACUUGUUUACAGUCUUUUGCAGAUCUAAGUGGCUCCGUACAGUUACUAGUAGCCUGGGAGGGUUGAGCAGGCGCCAUUUUCCAUUUCCGCCACUGGCAUAUUCAGUCUUUUGUAUUUUUGAUUAUUGAGUAAAACUUGCUUUUAUUUUAAUAUUGAUGUCAGUAUUUCAACUGCUGUAAAAUGAUAAACUUUUGUACUUGGUAAGCCCCUAGGAGCUAGUUUCUUCGUGUCGUGCUCGCUCGGAUGCAGGCAUGCUUCCCGCUGUUCAGAGCUCUGGCCUCCAGCUGGCUGUAUGACAGAACCACACUGUCCCCCCUUCCUUCCCUACCCUCAUCCUUCUCAGAAACCUGGGCUGUUGCUUAUGAGCCUCAGAUCCAAAGUUGGCCAGCAUCUGCAUUCUGCACCACUUCCUUUGUGUUUAUAUGGCGUUUUGUCUGUGUUGCUGUUUAGAAUAA